AUGGAUCACUCUGACCUCAACGUUGUGACUUGGCCUUACCAACUCACGGAGGCGGUUCAUCGCGAUCUAUAUCCUGUUCUAGAUCCUUCACGUCCCGAACUUUCCGCGGAGGGUCAAACCGUUCUCAUUACGGGCGUUUCCGGCGGUGUCGGGAAGGCGAUUGCGGAAGCCUGGUCGAUCGCAGGUGCGUCGGGGAUCGUCAUCACCGGCCGUAAAAUUGAUACGCUGAACGAGGUUGCUGCCAAGAUUAAAAGAAUUGCUAAAUCACCAGAUGCGAAAAUUGUUGUGCAGACAGCAGAUCUCAAGUCGGAAACCUCGGUUCACCAGCUCUGGGAUAAGGCGAUAAAAGAAUUCGGGAAGAUUGACGUCCUCAUUAAUGAUGCUGGAAGCAUGAAUUUCGCGCCGAUUGGGCAAAUUGAGCCAUCGGAGUGGUGGAAUGAUUUUGAAGUGAAUGUGAAAGGGCCAUACCUUAUGUCCCAUUAUUUUCUUAAGCAAGCGAAUGGAAAGGGAACGAUCAUUACUGUUAGCUCCGGCUCUGCCGGCAGCACAUUUCCCAACAUGAGUUCUUACGCGUCAAGUAAACUUGCCCAGACCAAGGUCAUGGAGUUCAUCCACGUUGAGAAUCCUGGUAUCCGUACCUUUACUUUACUUCCCGGCCUAUUAAAGACAUCAAUGACAGCUAAACAGUACUUGCCAUUCGCACAAGAUAAUCCCAUGUUGUCGGGCGGAAUGUCUCUCUUCCUUUGUACACCAAGGGCGGAUUGGAUGAAGGGUUGCGUCAUGAGCGUUAACUGGGACAUCGAAGAGAUGGAAUUGCAUAAAGAGGAAAUUCAACGAGAAGGCAGAAAUAAACUAACUUAUCUAAACGCGCAAUUGAGAAAAGGUGGCCAUCCUUGGGAGAAUCGCGCCGAGAAGUAA
Molecule: messenger RNA, 918 nt
Organism: Hypoxylon trugodes
Lineage: Eukaryota; Fungi; Ascomycota; Sordariomycetes; Xylariales; Hypoxylaceae
Product: NAD(P)-binding protein
Exons: 5
Coding region: 1-918 (305 amino acids)
Source: RefSeq, a predicted model, not a curated record